This is a messenger RNA of Hyposmocoma kahamanoa, 1604 nucleotides long. It is a transcript of the gene CPR21, whose product is annotated as probable serine/threonine-protein kinase clkA. The record is from RefSeq and is a predicted model, not a curated record. Lineage: Eukaryota; Metazoa; Arthropoda; Insecta; Lepidoptera; Cosmopterigidae. The transcript is spliced from 4 exons. Bases 19 to 1242 code for a protein of 407 amino acids.
CGGACACGGAAGGACAUCAUGAUGAAGCUGCUUUGCAUAUUCGCCGCCUUGUUGGCUGUUUCGCUGUCGGAAGAAGUCAAAGGAAAAAAGGCUGUUCAAGUUGAAGAACCUAUUGAAGAUUUAGAAGCCGCGGCAUCCGUUGAACUACUGAAAACGAGCAGGGAGCCUGUCGAGAUCUUAGAAAGAGCGGCUAGUACUUAUAACUCAGUACCACCGAGCCAAAGACCGCCUAGACAAUGGGGCCCAAAUCAAUUUAACCAGAACCAAUACAUACCCUCUAAUUUUCCAAUUAAUCCUUCUCAGGGUAACUACAUCCCUUACCCUCCUCAAAACAACUACUUCCCAUCUGGCUCCACUCUGUCUCCAGGCAAUUAUGCUCCAAUAAACAAUUUCCCAUCUGGGUCCACUUUUUCUCCUGGAAACUACUUCCCCACUUCUACUCCCGGCAGCUACGUGCCAACUCCUCCAUCAGGUGGAUACUUCCCCAACUUCCCAAAUCAAAAUUUCAUUCCUCAAAACGACGCUCCAGUUGUAGCGACAACUGAAUCUCCUAAUUAUAACCCAGUACCUCCUCAAAACAACUACAACCCACCUCAGUCAGACUACAAACCAGUAGCUCCUCAAAAUCCUACACCUCCUCAAAAUAAUUACAAUCCUCCUCAAAAUAAUUACAAUCCUCCUCAAAAUAAUUAUAAUCCUCCUCAAAAUAAUUACAUUCCUCCUCAAAACAAUUACAAUCCACCUCAAAAUAACUACAAUCCACCUCAAAACAAUUACAACCCUCAAAACCCUACGGCUCCCCAAAACGACUACUAUCCUCAAAAUACCUGGACAACAACCACCCCAAACUCAGUUAUCAAGAACGAUUUAUUCUUCGGUGACAAUGGAAGCUACAGAUACGAGUACCAACUGUCUGACGGUACGUGGGUAGGCGAGGAAGGAUACAUCGUAAACCCUAACACGAAGUAUGCGAGCUUGGUGAAGAAAGGCUGGUACUCGUACAUUGGUGCUGACGGAAAGAAGUACACUACUACGUAUUGGGCUGGUGAUAGCGGGUAUUAUGCUUAUGGUGACCAUCUACCCACUCCGCCACCUAUUCCUCCUGCGAUUCAGGCCGCCCAGGACCAGAUUGCCAAAGACGAACAAGCAAAAGCCGAAGCUGAGAAAAAUCAGCAGCAAACUUAUCCCCAACCCCAACCUACAUACCCACCACAAUCUUACCCUCAGAACUAUGGCAAGUAAAAAUUUAAAAAAGACUUUGAAGAAACUCGUACUGAAGUGAUCUUGCAAUUGCCAUUGAAAUUAUGUAAGAUAUAAAAGAUACAAGUCUCAAAUUGCAUGCCAAUUCAAGGAAAAGCAUUCAAGAAAAUUGUUUCAUACAAGUUAAGCUGUACAGAAUGCAAUUUUAGAAAUUGCAAAUUUUAACUCAGUUUCUCUUCCUCUAAGGUAUUAUUUAGGCUUAGUGGUAUAACAGAAAAAUUUGACAAUUAUUUUUUUCAAAUAAUGCGCUACACUAAUUACGUAAGCGCAGAAACAGAGCAUAGUAUUCGUACCACCAUGUUUCUUUACAAAAAUUAAGGUACAAAUUGACAAAUUCAAUAUUG